This is a messenger RNA of Podospora anserina S mat+, 2949 nucleotides long. RefSeq lists its product as uncharacterized. NCBI's taxonomy places the organism in Eukaryota, Fungi, Ascomycota, Sordariomycetes, Sordariales, Podosporaceae. Gene Ontology annotation, molecular function: transmembrane transporter binding. The coding region runs from base 1 to 2949 and encodes 982 amino acids. Gene Ontology annotation, biological process: negative regulation of delayed rectifier potassium channel activity; neuronal action potential. The record is from RefSeq and is a predicted model, not a curated record. Gene Ontology annotation, cellular component: synapse; axon initial segment; membrane. The transcript is spliced from 2 exons.
AUGGCUCAACUUCACAUGAACGAGCUUACAAGGAAGCCAACCCGACGCGAGCUUCGCAAAACUCUGGAUGUCUUGCCAGCAAAACUGGACGGAACCUAUGAUCAGGCUAUGGAGCGGAUCAAGAGCCAAGACGCCGGUGAUGCCAGUCUUGCCCACCAAGUUCUGGGAUGGAUUUCAACGACACUCAGACCACUAACCAUUGAGGAAUUACAGCAUGCUCUGGCUGUCAUGCCUGGAGAUCAGGAUUUGGACCCCGAAGGCCUCCACGACCCGGAACUUUUCGUUGCAAUUUGUGCCGGUUUGGUGACCCUGGAGGAAGAGAGCGGCUACGUUCGACUGGUUCACUUCACCACGCAAGAGUAUUUUGAGCGCCUCCGUUCGCAACUCUUUCCCGAUGCUCCUUCAAUGAUCGCAACGGCAUGUUUGACGUACAUGAUGUUUGACCCAUUUGUCCAAAGAUACUGCGCGGACGGAGAGGAGCUGGACCUUCGUUUAGACACCUACCCUCUCUUGGCGUGUGCUGCAGACUACUGGAGAAACCACGUACAAUACGAAAUGGAAGCGCCAGUCAAGGAGCUGCUCUGGGAGUUUGUGGACAACAUCUUGGCAUUUAUGACUGCCGAGCAAGCAGCGACAUUGACAGGAAAGAUGUCAGGCUAUUCAGAGUUGGGUCAUUCAACAGAGUACAGACUUUUGCCUCCAAACUGGGCCAGAUUUCACGUAGUAGCUUCGAUGGGACUGGUUGAGUUCGCGGCUGGCUUGCUUGAACAAGGUGCCGACGUCAACGUGCGGGGACCAGAUGGCAUAACGCCUCUGUUUUCGGCCGUAGAGUGGGACAGGGAAGAGAUGGUGGUGUUCUUACUGAAUUCAGAUGCCACUGCUUCGGUUUUCGCAAAGUCUGGGGGCAAGGACCCAAUGCCGCCAUUGGAGAUGGCGAUAAAGCUGAACAGUGAGGCAGCGGCGGAGAUGUUGUUCAACGCUGAAAGGACCUGGCAUCAGCAUCUCCUGAACAGCGGGCUUUUCGAUGCCACCGUGGAUGUCAACUUGAGGUUAAUGCAGGCUUGCAUCGAGAGAGGAGCAGACAUCAACGCGUACGUUCGCGUGGCAGAGGGAUCAGUUCUUUAUCACGUUGUAGGCGAGAACCGUAAAACUUGGUGGUUUUGUUCUCUGGUUCAAAGCGGAAUUGACAUCAACUUCGCAUGCCGGAGGGAUCAGGGUCACUACGGAUGUCUAGGAGGGCAGACUGCGCUCCAAGCCGCAUGCAGCAAUGGACUUGCUGCUAUUUGCAGACUCCUACUCGACAAUGGUGCCUGUCUGGGAAGCCAUGCAAAGACAACCGUUGAACUGGCAGCGAAAGCAGGGGACGUUGCAAUUAUAGAGCUUCUACUUGAGAGCAGCGUCGACCCUUUGACAACGGACGACGCAGUGUGCGCAGUCUUGAAGUCAGCCGCGACUGCUGGGAAUAUCGUAAUGAUCAGGGCUAUGCUAGCACGCCGAGAUUCGAUAACACCUGAUGCAAGGGAGCAGGCGGCACGCGAGGCUGCCUCUCGAGCUGAUCUCGAGAUUUUGCGAGUACUAUUUAGUGGCGAUAACGCACAGGAUAACGGAGAAAAUGGCUUGCAACCGCGCAUUUUGUUCAAGCACUUGGUUUGGGGCGAUGAAGGCGAGAUGCGGAUCUGGUUGAACAGGGGAGCAGAUCUCAACCAUGAGGUCAAGCCAGUGUUACCACGAGAUCCAUAUUUCCCCUCACCGAAUUGUCUAUUACCCGGUUGCCAUGACAAUGAGGAGGAGGGCGGCUACAUCUCCACGAUGCAUUUGGCAGUUGGACAUGGAAGUCCGCAAAUACUGGACCUGUUACUCGAGAACGGGGGAGAUAUCAACGCACGCAAUUACCUCGGAGAAACCCCACUGCAUUGGGCUACAUACCAUGAAUGCCAUAGUGAUAUGGCUUGCAUGAUACUAUAUCGUGGUGCCCUUGUGGAUCCUAGGUGCCAACGAGGAUUGACACCACUGCACGUUGCAGUACUGCGUAGGAAUUACCGGGGUAUCGAACUACUUCUUGAUGCUGGGGCAGACAUCGAAGCCAAGGAUCACGAUGGCGAUACCGCGUUCAAGAUGCUGGCUUCUUUCCGCCCCUGGCCAUAUCUCAAUUAUUCCGUACUAUACGAGGGUGGGCAGUUCAAGUGGGUUGAAGGGCACAUCGAUGAGCCGAACGGGCUAGCCAGCAACUCCGUGGAGCUCGAUAUUCUUCUGAAGAGAGGUGCGAAGACUGAUGUCCUUCAACGUUUGGUAUCAUUGCUAGAAUGGCCAAAUGCUGCAAACUAUCAAGCUAUGGAGCAAGUUUGUCGUCGAUUGGCGGAUGAGGGCUUCGACUUUACCCUUCCCACAAAAAAGGGAAUUCCUGCAGUGUACCAUGCGGCGAAGAGUUGUCCCACAGAAGUUCUUCAAGUCAUCCUACAGCAAGGUGCAAAAGUACACGAGAAGUUUAAUGGACUCACGGCCCUUCAUCUUGCAGCCAAAAGGUUUUCGCAUGCAAAGGUUAAUAUCCUUCUCCAGUUUGGCGCAUGUGCCGAGAGCAGAGACAGCAAGGGAAACACGGCCUUGUUCAAGGUGGUCACCAAGAGCGACCGACUUUCUUGGGGAUGCAGUCCACCGAAUACAGCGGAAGGAAUCAUUGACAUGUUAGUAGCUCACGGAGCAGAUUUACACACUCUCUGUGGUGCAAAGAAAGCGCCGGUGCUGCAUUACGCCGCCUUCAUGGGGGAUUUGACCAUCGUGCGCUAUCUUACUUGCAAAGGCGCGCGAACUGAUGUCACCGACAGAGAUGGACGGACUGCUCUGGAUUGGGCAAAGGAUAAUAAGCAGGAGGCCAUGGUGUAUCUUCUUACUCGUCUAAGCAGAGACCAGCAAAUACAAGUAAACAGUGAUGCACAGAUGGGACGAUACUAG